Molecule: messenger RNA, 1131 nt
Organism: Parnassius apollo (apollo)
Lineage: Eukaryota; Metazoa; Arthropoda; Insecta; Lepidoptera; Papilionidae
Source: the annotation of a GenBank genome assembly
AUGCGCUCGAAAAUAUUCAAUGAUGCCGAGCUCGAACGACUACGACGUGAGGCCAUUCCCUCAUCGAAUGAAUUGGCUACGGCUGGGGAUGAGGCUCCUCAGGCGACAGACCAGCUGCCACGAGUAGAAGCCGCCAUGGAUCUUCCAGUUGUGGGUGAUUCAGACGAUGAUGAAAUGGUCUCCCACGAACUAGAGCAAAUGAGGAGUAUAUUGGAAGAGGCGAUUUUAGAAACGCGCAGCAUGCCUCUCGAAAAUCGACCGCGACUUCCCCGCAUACCCCUAAGCAAGCGAAAUCGGGCUGUCGUGAGGGCUCUUAACCCAAUGCUGGUAACCUAUUUGGAAGCCAGCCGGGACCUUUGCGAGACGGACUCAGUUCUUUUUGGCGCCGCAGUGGCAGCUUGCCGUAUUAUUGGCGCCAAACUUCCCAUGGCUGGACGCGCUACUAAACAAAGUAGCGCCAUCCCAGCCUGGAGAAAAAGAAUUGAGGACCGUAUCGCAAAGGCAAGGGCCCUUAUCGGCAGACUGAUAAGCUUCAGGUCGGCCGGAUAUCACGCAGAAACUAACGGAUGCAUAGACGACCUGAAGCAAAAGAUUGCCGCUUGGGGGAAGCGGAUUCGCCGAUUUACCGAGAGGUCAAGGCGGUUCAACCAGAAUCGUCUCUUCCAGAGUGAUCAGAAGAGGCUCUACAAAUCAUUGGAGCGACCAGAGGUAUGUGGAGCGGGCCCAGGACCGGAUCAGGCUAACACUGUCGCAUUUUGGCGUGGCCUGUGGUCAGAGCCCGUAAACCACAGCGAGGGCCCUUGGACGGAAGUUGUGGCGAGUCAGUGUGUGAGUAUUACGCCCAUGGAUCCCGUCAUCAUAACGCCGGAUGACGUAGCUGAGGCGGUCCGUAGAGCCCCGAACUGGAAAAGUCCGGGACUCGACGGACUGCAUCACUACUGGCUGAAGGGGUUCAUGGUGUGUCACGCUGUGCUCGCCCGUCAGUUUCAAGAGGCUCUCAACCAGAAGUCGCUCCCUAGCCUCUUCACUACUGGGAUCACUCAUUUGGUUCCUAAAGACCAGACCAACACACAAGAUUCUAUUAAACCAGUUGAAUUCAUUUUACAACAUCAUUUGGUUACGUCAACAUAA